UUCGCAAAUUGAUUGAUUGUUUGGUUUGUUUAUCAAUUGAUUCAAUUGUUCGUUUAUUGUUCGAUCAAUUAAUUCACGCUGGUUUGUUUACUCUAUCUUCUGCAAUUUGGUUCAAUUGCUUCAAUCUGGUUUGUUCACGCUGGUUUCGAAAAUUGGUUUGUUCACGCUGCUAUCUUCUGCAUUAUCAAUUGUUCGUUCACUCUAUCGUUUGCAAUGACAAAUCAAGAUCCUAGUUUGAGUUUUCUUGACCAUUCCGAUCCUCUAUUUCUCCAUCCUGCUGACCAUCCUGGUUUAUUGUUGGUCUCUAAACCAUUUAAUGGUUCGAAUUUUGGUUCAUGGAAGAAAUCUAUGUCUAUCGCCUUAUCAGCAAAGAACAAAUUAAUCUUUAUCAGUUCCAAUUCUCAGCCUCUUGCCACUGAUCUGAAGUUUCCUCAAUGGAAGAGAUGCAAUGAUAUGGUUACCUCCUGGAUUUUGAAUGUCUUAUCUCCCGACAUCGCUGACAGUGUUCUUUAUUCGGAUUCCGCUCACGACAUCUGGAAAGAACUUGACGAUCGCUAUGGCCAAGCAAAUGGUGCCAAGCUAUUUCAAUUAGAGAAAGAUAUUCGUUUAUCAGGCCAAGGUACAAAUGAUAUCGCUGGAUACUUUACUAAAUUGAAGAAAAAUUGGGAUGAGUUAAACACUUUAUCUUCUCUGCCUAUUUGUUCUUGUGGUGCUGCACAAGCCUUGCAAAAAUUUAAUGAAGAUCAACGACUUAUUCAAUUUCUUAUGGGACUCAACAGUGAUUACAACCACAUCAGAGGUAAUAUUUUAAUGAUGCAACCCUUGCCUUCUAUAAGUCAGGCUUAUGCCCUAUUAUCUCAAGAAGAGAAGCAAAGAGAAGUUCAUGCCUCUUCACAUUUUAUCACUGAAUCAGCCUCCAUGAAUGUAUCAAAUCAUACUCAGGUUCAUCCACAAAUUCUACAACAUAAUCAAAGUCAGAAGCAAAAAUUUGAUGGCAAAAGGUUCAUAUGCACUCACUGUAAGAAGCCAGGGCAUCCUGCAAGUAAAUGCUACAGACUUGUAGGUUUCCCUAAGGAUUUUAGGUUUACUAAAAAUAAGAAAUUUUCUGGUAAUGUUGUGUACCAACAAGUCAAUGCCGUUUCUCCGUCUGCAGAGACCUUCAUGAACAAUUGCACUUCUUGUAACAAUGACAAUGGACAUCAGCAUCCUUCUCCAGAUUUCCAAUCCUGGAACUCCAAAAAUCAUCCGCAACAUAUAUCUCAAGCUCAGUUCAAUCAACUUAUGACUAUGAUGAGUAAUCUACAAACAAGUAGUAAACCUAAUACUCAACCUGGCGAUAAUAAUACUCAUCCAUAUUCUGGAGGAAAUACUGGUCAGGCAUUCACAGCUACUAAUUUUUCUGGGCCCCUUAAUGAAGAGGCCUCUGGAACUUGGUGAAAUCCACUCUGGGCUGUAUCUACUACAACAUUUUCCCACUUCUCAAAUUCCAAAGGCAGCCAAAUCUACUGCAUCUCAUCCACACAAGAAUUACAGAGAUUCCACUCAGAUCAACAAAUCUUGUAAUCUAGUUGAUUAUUUUUUUACAAAUAAAUGUAUUCCCAAUUCCUCUCAACUAGCUAAUACAAAUAAAACUGUUGAUGCCUCUAUCUCUUCUUUUUCUAUAAAUAAAGCUUUGAGUAAUUCUGUUAGAUAUAAUGAAAAUGGUCAUAUUUGGCACCAAAGAUUGGGUCACUUGCCCUUAUACAAGCUCCAACAGCUCUCUUUUUUUCCUAAUAAUUCUAUUGAUACUAUUAAAUGCUGCGAUGUUUGUCCAAAAGCUAGACAACACAGGCUACCUUUUCCUCUCAGUCAAACUCAAUCUUCCCAUCUUUUUGAACUUGUUCACAUUGAUGUUUGGGGACCUUAUCACACAACUACUCAUGGCGGAUAUCACUAUUUUCUCACCAUAGUUGAGGAUUUUAGUAGAGCUACUUGGACUCACCUUCUCAAAACCAAAAGUAAUGCUUUUCCUCUUCUUCAGACUUCCACUGAAAUGAUCUUCACUCAAUU
Messenger RNA from Amaranthus tricolor (Joseph's coat), 2049 nucleotides. RefSeq lists its product as uncharacterized. Bases 214 to 1437 code for a protein of 407 amino acids. The record is from RefSeq and is a predicted model, not a curated record. Gene Ontology annotation, molecular function: zinc ion binding; nucleic acid binding. The transcript has 2 exons. Lineage: Eukaryota; Viridiplantae; Streptophyta; Magnoliopsida; Caryophyllales; Amaranthaceae.